This is a messenger RNA of Diaporthe batatas, 2871 nucleotides long. RefSeq lists its product as uncharacterized. The record is from RefSeq and is a predicted model, not a curated record. Gene Ontology annotation, biological process: aspartyl-tRNA aminoacylation. Bases 1 to 2871 code for a protein of 956 amino acids. Gene Ontology annotation, molecular function: ATP binding; aspartate-tRNA ligase activity; RNA binding. Lineage: Eukaryota; Fungi; Ascomycota; Sordariomycetes; Diaporthales; Diaporthaceae. The transcript is spliced from 3 exons. Gene Ontology annotation, cellular component: aminoacyl-tRNA synthetase multienzyme complex; cytosol; cytoplasm.
AUGCCGGUCACCCAUACCACGGAGACGAGGGGGGAGAGGAACGGCUCGCACACAGAACUCGGUGGAACAGCCGGGAACCAAGGAAAGAUGCCCUGCCUCUGUGCAGACAACACCAACAAGAAAAAACAAAACUCCACCACCUCGUCAGCUACCACAAGAAGUAGCAUCAGCACCGGCAAGAACAACAGGGCCAACAACACCAGAACUCCUGGCUGCCUGUCACUAAACAUGACAGCCCUGCAAAAUGCAUUCAGGGCUCUGUCGCCACGGUCCAGCGCCGACCAUGGCGCAAGAACCAACAGCUUCGCCAACGCCAACGGCCACGCCCGCAGCAGCUCAACCGGCUCCAGCUCGAGCUUGGGCAAGGCCAGCCGCCGCACCGAGGAGAGAAACGCGAGGAAGGAGACCAAGGCCUUGAGGCUGCAGGCCGAACGGGAGGAGAUAGAGGAGAGGAGGAAGCUCGAGGACCAGCUCGCCAUGCAGGAGGAGGACGAGGAGACCCGCGCGAGGUACGGCUUGGCCAUGGACGCGAAGGAGCUCCUCACCAUCCGGGAGGUUACUGAGCUCCCAGCCGGCAAGGAGGUCACCUUCCGCGCCCGCAUACACCACCAGCGCAACGUCUCCAAGCACCUCGACUUCCUGCUCUUCCGCGACCAGACCCACUCCAUCCAGGGCGUCCUGCAGCACGACACCUCCCACUUCGUCAAGUGGGUGCAGCGCCUCGAGCCCGAGUCGCUUGUCCAGGUCACCGGCACCCUCCAGUUGCCCCCCGAGCCGGUCCGCUCCGCCACCCACAAGAACCUCGAGGUCAAGGUCUACUCCGUCCACGUUGUCAACGCCGCUCGCGACCUGCCCUUCGACAACUAUGAGCCCCCAGAGACCACCCAGGCCCGCCUCAACAACCGUAUCCUCGACCUCCGCCACCCCAGCAACCAGGCCCUGUUCCGCAUCAGGGCCAUGGUCACCCGCAAGUUCCACGAGGUCCUCGACCGCGACGGCUUCAUGGAGAUUCAGACCCCCAAGCUGCAGCCCGCCGCCACCGAGAGCGGUGCUGAGGUCUUCAAGGUCAACUACUUCGGGCGACGCGCUUUCUUGGCCCAGAGCCCCCAGCUGGCCAAGCAGAUGACAGUGUCUGCUGACUUUGGCAAAGUGUACGAGAUCGGCCCGGUCUUUCGUGCAGAGAACUCGAACACUAAGCGCCAUCUCACCGAGUACACCGGCCUUGACAUCGAGAUGGCCAUCCAGAGAGACUACCACGAGGUAAUCUACCAGGUCGACGCCUUCAUCAAGGAGGUUUUCCGCACCCUCCAGUCCAUGCCCGAGCUCCAGAUAGUUCGUGAGAGAUGGCCAUCUGAGGAUAUCGUGUGGCUCGAGGAGACACCCAUUAUCCCAUUCACUGAGGGCCUCCAGAUGCUGCGCGACGAUGGCAUCGAUGUCGACGACGAAGAUUUAUCGACCAGGAACGAGAUCCGCCUCGGCGAACUCGUUAAGGAGAAGUACAAGACCGACUACUACGUCCUCGAUAAGUUCCCAGCCAACGCGCGGCCAUUCUAUACCAUGAAGGACGCCAAGGACCCCAAAUGGACCAACUCCUUCGACAUGUUUAUCCGCGGCCAGGAGAUCUGCUCAGGUGGCCAGCGUAUUCACGAUGCCACCAGGCUGCGCGAGAACAUGAAGUCGAUGGGCAUGUCAGAAGACGGCAUGGAAUACUACCUUGCAGCAUUUGAUCUUGGAGCGCCGCCCCACGCCGGCGCGGGUCUCGGCCUGGAGCGUAUCCUUGCCUGGACCCUCCAGCUUGUUGACGUGAGAUACGCAACCCUGUACCACCGCGACCCCAAGUCCCUGCCCGAGCGAAACGUGCGCCUCCCCCACCCAGAAUGUGACACGAAGCACGUCAGGCCAGAGGGCAUCAACAACUACCCCCUCGAGAAGCUGAUCGCCAACUAUGGCGACGCAACCAACACGUCGUGGCUCGACGACCGCUUCGAGAUAUGGAGGCACGCAACCACCGGGGCGGCGGUAGGAUAUGUCAAGAAAGACAACAAGUUUGCCAUGAUCACGGGCGACCCACUCUGCGACCCGUCCCAGGUCAGCGAGGUCGCCAAGGCCUUUGUCAGAUUUGUCGAGAAGGACCUGAAGCUAACGCCCAUCUGGAUGCUGGUUUCCGAGUCUGUACAGGAAAUCCUCGGCCGCAGCCUGGGCUGGCGCACCCUCACCUGCGUCGAGGAGCAACGCGUUGACGCCGACAAGCACGCUGCUGGGCCGCAGGGCCGCGAGGCGCGCAAGGUUGAGCGCGAGGGCAUCGAUAUCGAUGAGCUACGGCCCGACGAGGAGUUCAUGCGCCGCGCAGAUUUGGCCAUCGAGCAGUGGAUGGAGAAUCGCAAGGGCAAGAAGCAGGUGCAUCUGACCGAGAUCAGGCCGUGGGUCGACAUGGACCAUCGUCGCUACUUCGCCGCGCAGAAGGACGUCGAGGAAGAUGGCAAGAAGGUCAAGAAGGUGGUGGCCAUGGUUGUCCUGGCGCAGCUGUCACCCCGCCACGGCUGGCAGGUCAAGUGGGCACUCGACAUGCCCGGCACGCCCUCCGGCGUCAUCGAGGCGACCAUCCAGACAGCGCUGGCGGCACUCCAUGGGCCUGUCACCUUCGGCGCUGGUGUCAGCGAGAAGCUGGUCCCCGGUGCCCACCUCGGUGGUGUCCGGGCCAAGUUCCUGGCCAAGACGUAUGAUACCAUCAUCAAGAGCCUGCGUCUGAACAAGAAGAGCGAGUUCCGAGAGAAGUUCGGCGCGUACGGCGAGCCGGUAUACGUCUGCUACCCUCGUAUGGGUCUCGGCGUGCGGGACUUCAAGCACAUCAUCCAGUUUUUCGAGGACUAA